UACUUGGUAUGGGGAGAUAAUCAAUUAACUAAAAACAACUUCCGGUGAAUAAAGAACUGACAUUUCUUAUUUCUUGAACUUUUAAUUACAUUACAAAAUGACAAGACAUUCAAAGAACUGCACAGCAGGAACAGUGUAUACAUACCAUGAAAGGCAGAGAGAUACAAAAUCAUCAGGCUAUGGAAGUAAAAGUGCCAGAUUUGGAAAAGAUUCAAUCAAGAAUUUUGACUGUUGUUGUCUGACACUACAACCAUGCAGGAAUCCUAUUGUAACACCAGAAGGUUUUCUAUAUGACAAAGAAGCUAUACUAGAAUUCAUCAUACAACAAAAGAAGCAGAUUGCAAGAAAGUUGAAAGAAUAUGGAAAACAGAUAAAUAAAGCUAAUGAAGAACUACAAGAAUUAGCCAAAGCAGAGUUAGAAACAAAGAAACAGAAACUUAUUAGUCAUGUGGAAGCCCCAUCUGACAAAAAUGCCAGUGGUAAAGAUGAUAAAAGUAUUUGCAACAUGAACAAUGGUAAAGGUAAAGAAUUACCCAGUUUCUGGGUCCCUGCUUUAACACCAGCUGCUGCUCCUACUAAAGUAGAGAAACCUGAUGAAAAAGUAAGAUGUCCAAUGAGUGGUAGACCAAUCAAGUUAAAAGAUUUUAUUGAUGUCAAGUUUACACCAAUAAAUGACAGAGAUUCUAAAACAGCUCUUAUUUCAAAAGAGGCUAGAUAUGUAUGUGCUGUUACAAAUGAUGUCCUUGGAAAUUCUGUCCCAUGUGCAGUUCUUAAGACUUCAGGCAGUGUUGUAACUAUGGAAUGUGUAGAAAAGUUGAUAAAGAAAGACAUGUUGGAUCCAAUUAAUGGCAAGAAAAUGACAGACAAAGACAUCCUACCUUUACAAAGAGGAUCAUCUGGAUAUUCAGCAUCAGGACACACACUAGAGGGCAAAAAAUAUGGCCCUUCUGUCAUGGCUUAAAGUGUGGAGAUCUUUAAAAUUAUGGCCCUUCUGUCAUGGCUUAAACUGUGGAGAUCUUUAAAAAUAUGGCCCUUCUGUCAUGGCUUUAACUGUGGAGAUCUUUAAAAAUAUGGCCCUUCUGUCAUGGCUUAAACUGUGGAGAUCUUUAAAAAUAUGGCCCUUCUGUCAUGGCUUAAACCGUGAAGAUCUUUUAUAACAUGUUUCAGACUUUUAAAAAUUGAUGAUAAGAGAUAAAAUCAGUAUUCAAUGGAAAAUAAAAUAAUGUACAUCAAGUUGAAUUGUUCCAGGAAAGGCUGAUCUGUGUAUAAACAUUAGGAGCUUCAAGUCAGCAUGGGGCAACCAAAAUUUGAAGUUAAGUUUUAUGAAUUUUAUUGUUUAUUUAUUUUAUUUUAUAAGUAUUGUUUUUAAAGUGGGUUGUAGAAGCCAUGGUGUUGUAUCCUCUCAAAAUAUCAAUAUAAAGUUUACCGGGGUAGUUAAAUAUUGAUAUGGCUAUUCAGUGGCAAAUAGUCCUUUCAGAGAUGAGACAUUAUACUUUUUUAUUACUUUUAAAUUAUAACAAUAUUGCGUACUGUUGUAGUGUUCCAUAUUUUUUUAGUAGUUUGAAGAAAUACAUGUAAACCUAUUUUCAAGUACUGAUUACAUUGUGUAUGAAUUGUUUAUAAAGAAUGGAUAUUUUGUGCAAUCAAGAGUGGAUAUGUGUAUAUUUUGCAUUGUUUUUUUUAUGUCCACUACAAAAUGUGUAUUAAAUGUAUAUUAUAAACUUGUAUUAUAAAACCAUUAUCAACAAAUAAAGAAAAUAAACAACA
Messenger RNA from Mytilus trossulus (common blue mussel), 1767 nucleotides. RefSeq names its product nitric oxide synthase-interacting protein-like. Bases 98 to 961 code for a protein of 287 amino acids. Lineage: Eukaryota; Metazoa; Mollusca; Bivalvia; Mytilida; Mytilidae. Gene Ontology annotation, molecular function: ubiquitin protein ligase activity. The transcript has 10 exons. The record is from RefSeq and is a predicted model, not a curated record. Gene Ontology annotation, cellular component: nucleus.